GUAGUGGUGAUGACCAUCCAGAUCAAGUGUUUUCAGGAGAUCAUAGAUAUCGGCUACAGAGUCUACCAUUCCUACGAGCUGCCCUGGUUCAGGACACUCAGCUGGUACUUCCUGGUUUGUGUGAACUACUUCUUCUAUGGUGAGACAUUGGCGGAGUACUUUGGUGCGUUGGUGCAGAGAGAAGAACCGCUCCAGUUCCUGGUCCGAUACCAUAGAUUUAUCUCCUUCGCUGUCUACCUGGCAGGUUUCUGCAUGUUUGUUCUGAGUUUAGUGAAGAAGCAUUACCGCCUGCAGUUUUACAUGUUUGCGUGGACCCAUGUUACCCUACUGAUAGUGGUGACUCAGUCUCACUUGGUCAUCCAGAACCUGUUUGAAGGAAUGAUCUGGUUCCUCGUCCCUGUCUCCAUAGUGAUCUGCAAUGACAUCAUGGCCUACCUGUUUGGUUUCUUCUUUGGCAGAACACCACUCAUUAAGGUACAUUUACUGUAUAUUGUAUUAUAUUAUACACCCAGUGGCCAGUUUAUUAGGUACAUCACCCUCGUUCACCAAAAUGGAUGGCUCCUACAGACAGUGAGUCACGUGGCCAUAUAAAGCAGGCAG
Molecule: messenger RNA, 600 nt
Organism: Oncorhynchus gorbuscha (pink salmon)
Lineage: Eukaryota; Metazoa; Chordata; Actinopteri; Salmoniformes; Salmonidae
Product: phosphatidate cytidylyltransferase 1-like
Exons: 6
Coding region: 10-591 (193 amino acids)
Cellular component (GO): endoplasmic reticulum membrane
Molecular function (GO): phosphatidate cytidylyltransferase activity
Source: RefSeq, a predicted model, not a curated record